CCAACGUCGGGCCAUCUUGUUCCCAACCCUCUUUACAAUGGUAAAUUACAACAAAAAAAAACUAAAAAGUUGUUCGUAAAAAAAUUGUAAAACAUAACUAAAGUUAAGAAUAAAUUUAUAUACAAGGUACAAGGGAGAAGGGUUAUGGAUGAUUAGUUCUCUGCCAUGUGCUAUGGAAUCAACAUCUUAUGCUUUAUGUUCUGUUAGCUCCUACCUUAUACUAUAACUUUCAUUAUUCAUCAAUAAUUCAAAAUUCUCCUACGUCUUCUAUUUUAUUUUAGUGGUCAAUAUAUAUACUCCCUCUCCUCCCUACUCAUACUUCAUAAAAUCUCUCUCUUCUUCGUUUCAAUUAUAAUCUUCGUAUAACCACUGAUUCUAAAAAUGGGAGAAGAAGUUAAACCAGAAGCAAAGGAGGAAUCCUCUGCUCCAGAGGCCGUCCCAGAGCCCGCCUCGGAGGAGGAGAAGAAGAAAGAUGUGGCAGAGGAGAAGAAAGCAGCGGCUGAGGAGGAGAAACCAGCGGUGGAGGAGGAGCCGCAGCCGCCACCGCCGCCUCCGCCAUUCAUACUCUACGUCGACUUGCAUUGUGUAGGAUGUGCUAAGAAGAUUGAAAGAUCUAUUCUAAAAAUUAGAGGUGUGGAAGAAGUGGUGAUGGACAUGAGUGAGAACCAAGUGACGAUAAAGGGAGUGGUGGAUCCACAAGCAGUGUGCAACAAAAUCAAGAAAAAAACUAAAAGAAUGGCGAAAGUCCUCUCGCCGCUUCCGGCCGCCGAGGGAGAGCCUCUGCCGCCGAUCAUAACUUCUCAGGUCUCCGGCCUCGCCACCGUCGAGCUCAACGUCAACAUGCACUGUCAAGCUUGUGCUGACCAGCUCAAGAAGAAGAUUCUAAAAAUGAGAGGAGUCCAAACAACUGUGACGGAACACACCACCGGAAAAGUAAUAGUGACCGGGACGAUGGACGAAGAGAAACUGGUGGAUUACGUUUACCGUCGGACCAAAAAACAUGCCCGAAUUGUACCCCAACCCGACCCGGAACCUGAAAACCCGGCGGCGGAGGAAGAAAAGAAGGAGGAGAGCGGUGAAGGCGAUGAGAAACCGGUAGAAACAGGAGAGGAGAAGGAGGAGGGGAAGGAGGGAGAGGAAAAGGAAGAGGGCGGUGGCGGUGGCGGCGAAGAAGGCGCGGCGGCUACGGGGGAAAUGGUGUCGGCGGAAGAGGAAGGGAUGAAGAGGAUGAUGUAUUAUUAUCAGCCUUUAUACGUCAUCGAAAGGGUUCCUCCGCCGCAGCUUUUCAGCGACGAGAACCCUAACGCUUGCUGCAUUUCUUAAAUUUGGUUUCGUAUGGUCUACGGAAAAUAUAUAAUUAGGGGGAUUUAAUUACGUAAGAAAACGAAGAAAAAGAAAAUAGAUAAAAAUUCAAAAAAAAGAUGUGUAAACUAUAUAUGUAUAUUUAUAAUAUGUGGUUGGUAUCUUUAUUUAUCGAUGGGGAUACAUACGCUUGGUAUAUACGUAAUCGCAACUGAAAGAAACGAACGAUACGGAAUCUAUUCAUAUUCAUGUAAGUACACGUAGGUAGAUAUGUGAGUGUGACUCAAAUUGUUUUGUUUUGUAUAUUCUUGGGGA
This is a messenger RNA of Thlaspi arvense, 1617 nucleotides long. Lineage: Eukaryota; Viridiplantae; Streptophyta; Magnoliopsida; Brassicales; Brassicaceae. The record is from the annotation of a GenBank genome assembly.